AUGACACUCAGGCCAAGAGAGGUGGAAGAUGACUUUGUGAGAGAGCAGAAUAGACUCAGGCUCAAUCCUACUAGUUUUAUUGGUGAUUUGCAGGAUUUGGUAGAUAACAGGGAUCCUUACUCGUUCAAAACAAAAAUUGCUCUUGAGGCACUUGAUGGAAAGAAUCUUGAUGAUGCAGUCUAUGAUACAAUUAUGUACUUGAGGAAUGUUGACUCGACCCACUCAUUGAAGCAUUCAAGAAACCUUGAGAAGGCAGCAAAGGAAUACUUCAUGCUAGAGAACCCAGAGGAGAGACUUGCUGAAAGAGUUGAGUACUUUUGUGAUUGGGAAGGCCAGCUAAACGAGAUUGUUCAUUACACUCGCCGAGGAGUAAAUGGAAGAGAUAUUUUGAUCAACAUUCUCAUCUCAGAUGAAGAUGAUACCAAUAAGGAUAUCAUCUUCAGCCAUGACUUCAAGUAUUUUGGAGCAAAGGUUGGACAAAACUAUGAUGAUGAAUAUUGUGUCGUCCUCACUUAUGCCUCAUUUUUGGGCAAAGAUAUCGAGCUUGAUAGAAGACCUUACGAAGGAGAGAUUGAAUAUAAAUUUGACGAACUCCACGAUCCAGCCUUCUCAGAAUAUGAUGUCAGGAAAAUGAAUAGAAAGAAUUCUAGAAGAAGAGUUAAAUAUGAAGAGGCUGACAAUUCGAUUAAGCCUGUUCACAAACCAAGGAGUAACUAUUAUCUUGAGGAAACUCCUGGAAAUCAUGACAUAGCUACAUUCGAUGACAGAUCUUAUAUUACCAAUGAAUUAAGCAGAGGAACUAUGGAUAUUCUCACUAAAGACCCUCUUGAUAAGCCGAUGUAUGACUACCGUUACUCAAAAUACGGAGGGAGAAAUACUCACAGCUGCAAGGAUCCAAGAAAUUUUGAAGAGGACCGCUCAGUCGAACAGACUUUCACAGUAAGCGAUGAGUAUAAAACACCUGGCCACUACCGCAAUAAUUUAGGAUAUGGCAGAGGAUCAAGAAAAAUAUCCCAGGUCACCAAGUCAGUAGAUAGAAGAUAUGGAAGAGCAGGCACUGUUGUCCAGAAAGAAGUUGAUAAGGGAUACGAAGAUGAUCUCAAACAAACUCUUGUUCCUAGCAGAUUUACUUCGAGAGGAGGAUUUACUGCACAAAAGUCAAAGUAUAUCAAUGAUGGAAAUGAUAUGUAUGCUGACUAUGUUAAGAAGGAUCCUUUUGAAUUAAAUGAUAGAGUAAAGAAAACUUAUACAGUGACUAAAGAUGAUUAUUUCGAAGAACCUGACUACUACAAUUCAAGAUAUGUAAGAAAAUCAGGAUUUGGAAAGACAGCAGCUAUGAGAGACUAUGCUUCAAAGAUAGACUACGACAGACCUCUGACCUCUACUGGAAGAUACUACGAAGAGCGUAAUACCUACACCAAGCCAAAUUUUGACGCUGCCAAGCACUACAAACGUAGAAGCACAGUUUUCAAAAGUAAUCUCAGAACCCCCAAAUCAAGGAAGAGUACCUUCGCCGAUGAUUUCCACUCCAAGGGUAGCCUAACUAGUAGGAACACCAGAGGCUAUUCAAAUGCUGGCAGGCUCACCUACCUAAACAGAGACAACGUCACCUCCAAAGAAUACGACCUGUUCGACAGAUUCUAAGUACAAAAGUUGACGAAUUAGCUAGCACUUAAGUUAAUAAGUUGUUCAACCAAUCG
This is a messenger RNA of Moneuplotes crassus, 1700 nucleotides long. The record is from the annotation of a GenBank genome assembly. NCBI's taxonomy places the organism in Eukaryota, Ciliophora, Spirotrichea, Euplotida, Euplotidae.